AUGGCACCGCUCCUCCACUUCGACCUGCUCGACCAGAGGCAGCGACAGCAGCUGCUGCAACAGGCACAGGCACUCGCACGCACACAGGCUUUCCAACACGCACACGCACCGCCGCCCCAGCAGCCUCCCCGGCUGGCCUACAGCCGCGUCUCGGCGUCCCGUCCGUCGCAGCAGCAGCUGCUGCACGCACGCCAGGCCACGGUGACGACCACGGCAGCGGCGGGCUCGCACCACCUCUCGGGUGGCGCCAUUGCCGGCAUCGUCAUCGGCUGCAUCGUCGGGGUCCUGCUGCUGGCCUGGAUCCUGCGGCUGUGCCUCAACCCACCGCCGGCUUGGCGGCAAGCCUGGCACCGUCACCGGUCUCCUGCACGUCGUCACCAUCGCCAUCACAGCGAUCCUGGUGAUCGUGUCGGCAAGCACAACAACACUGCCAACACCCACAGACACACUCGCUCGGACGCUCGCCGUCCCGAGAUCGAGAUCAUCCAGAAGCCGACGCCGGUCGUCGUGCGGCGCCGCAGCACCAGCCGCCGCCGGACAACCUUUGGCAAGGCCACCACCGCCGUGCGGGCAUCCCACGGCGAACGCAAGGCAGACGACGGCCCAUCAGAAACAGUGGAGCGGGGCCGCAAACCGAGACGGUUCUACGAGACCUAUAGCGGAAGGGCGUAG
Messenger RNA from Grosmannia clavigera kw1407, 672 nucleotides. RefSeq lists its product as uncharacterized. Bases 1 to 672 code for a protein of 223 amino acids. The record is from RefSeq and is a predicted model, not a curated record. NCBI's taxonomy places the organism in Eukaryota, Fungi, Ascomycota, Sordariomycetes, Ophiostomatales, Ophiostomataceae. The transcript is spliced from 3 exons.